Pocillopora meandrina is the source of this 9693-nucleotide messenger RNA. NCBI's taxonomy places the organism in Eukaryota, Metazoa, Cnidaria, Anthozoa, Scleractinia, Pocilloporidae. The record is from the annotation of a GenBank genome assembly.
AUGACAUGUACUGACAAUAUCGACAGGAGUGGGCAAGUUGUGAGUUCCACAGGGGGCAACAAGAACGUUGGCAGUACGGAAGCAUGCAAGAAUGGUGAAAAUUGCAAGAGCGGCAUUGAAUUAAAUGAAACAAAUUCUCCUGCUAUGGAUGAAAGUGUAACUGUGAACUUGAAACUCGCUGGUAGCAAUCAUGCCUUCGCGUCUGAUACUUGUGAUAGAAAGAACAUUGGAAAUGUUGAUUUCAGAGAAGUACAAAAGUGCGCUGACAGUUGUCUUGAUAACACUGGAAAUAUUACUGCUGUUAAGAAUAACACUCAUGCCAACCUCGAAACUAAUGACGAUAGAAAUGGUGAUGAUGCUGUUCCAUUUGCUUUGGUAGAAAGUGUUAGCAUCGGCUCGUUUGCACAUACUCGCGGCCUCGAGAAAGACGAGAGCGGCACUGAAAAUGUUCGUAAUGCCAUUUGUGUCAGUGCUGACAAUGAAAUUACCCCAGUUACUGACAGGAAUACCAUUGGAGAUAAUGAUUUUGAGGAUGACUUUAUCGUCACUGGCUUAAGUGCUCGUGCCAUUGGACAGGUCUCUGGUAAGGAUGCUAACAGCAGUCCAAAAAGCAGCAGUAAUAGCAAUAGCCACCGUGGGGGAGAAUUUCACUCAAGUGCUGAGACUGGAAUAGAAAGCAUUGUACCUACUGAUGGAAAAUUACGCUCUGGCAAAUAUAGUUCUAACACUUUUGAAUAUGAUGGCUCCGGUGGCCGUGAAAUUGUUCAUGAAGGAACUAUUUGUGCCAAAUUUAAUGACGUCCAGAGCAGCAGAGCACUAAACGUUGAGGUUGAUCACGAAAAUGUGCGAAACGUUCACCCAGCUCUAGAGAAGUGUGAUUGUUAUGGGAGUGGUGAUGUCUGCUAUUCUUUAGAAGAAGGAGUUAAGGAUGAAUAUGGAAUCGACGAUUCGUAUGCAGACUUCUGCUUUGAAGAUUAUGGAAAACAUACGUCAAGGACUGAUGAAAUACCGGAGGAUACAGACGAUGACGAUACGUAUGCUGACUUCUGUUAUAAAGACUAUUCAAAACGUAACUCGAAGACUGAUGAAACACAGGAGGGAGGAGACGAUAACGACGGGUGUGCUGACCUCUACUUUGAAGACUACGCAAAACAGAACUCGAAGGCGGCUAAAAUUCAGGAGGAAAAAGAAGAAGACAUAGAAGAAGAGGAAGGAGAUGAAGACGAGGAGGAAUGGUCUUGGUUUAACAGCUGCACACGAAAACGAGACAACUUUGCCGAUGAAGAGCUUCGAGGAGAGGGAAGGGCGGAUGAAAAGGGGGAGAAGAAGGAUAAAGAAGAUCAGCAGGAUGAUAAUGAUGGUGAUGAUGGUGGCAAAGAUAAUGGAGAUGAAAUGGAGCACGAGCAGGAAAAGAUAAGAGGAAAAGACUAUGGCAUUGAUGAUCAUGAUUAUAUUAGCGUAAAUUAUGUUGUGGAAGAUGAUAUGGAGGAUGAGGAAGAUAAUGAAGGAGAAGAGGCAGAGUACGAGGAGGAAGAAGGAGAGGAAGAAGAGGAAGAAGAGGAAGAGGAGGAAGAAGAAGAAGAAGAGGAAGAACAAGAAGAGGAAGAAGAAGACGACGAGGAGGAAGAAGACGAGGAAGAGGACAAGGAAGUGAAAGAAACCGAUGAAGAAGAAGAAUAUGACGAUGACGAUAGCGAUGAUUAUGAAGAGGUGCAAAAAGAAUUGGAGGAAAAAGGAGAAGAGAAAAAGUAUGUGGAGGAAGAUGACUUCACAAAUUGGUGGUAUGAUGGGGAUGAGGUGUACGACGAUUUAUAUGACUAUGAAUCUGAAUUAGUUUGUGGCCAGGAUAUCAAAGGGUACGAAUCUAACACGUCGCAUUUAAGAAAUUCCAUCAUCUAUUCGAGCCAUCAUGUUGAGAGCAAUGCGCAUUCAUCAGUUUCAUUAACCAAGCCCUCUUGGCAAGUUUAUGAUGAACGAAGUGAGAAUCUGAAGGGAGAACUGUUCAUCGACGCAAGGGCCAGGCAUGAGGAAAGUUUUUCAGAAAGUCAAUUUAUCCCAGGAGACCCUGAUGACGCGUCAUUACCAUAUCUGUUGUCAUCUGACUCUGAAGCGUAUCAUACAGACGCGUUUUUGGUCAAAGGAUUAAACACGAGAACAACAAAGGAUGCAUUGUUAAACUUUUUUGAGGUGAUAAGUGGUGGACAAGUCAAAGAAAUCACGUCAUUGAAUGAAGGGACCACUUUGGUUACCAUGGAAUUCCCAAUUAAAGGUUUGUUUCGUUAAUAUAUUGUAAAUAUCGAUUGAAUCAUUUAUUAUUGAUUGGUUAGAUUUUGCGCGUGGUAUAUUUGCAUUUUAUAGAAUCCGUACCGGACUUACUCCCCCUCAUGGUAACGAGACACUUUGUCAUCCCUCAGUCAUCUAGAUAUGUUUUGUCUCAGAUAUUUCAAGAUUUACUAAGAUUUUGAGUAUCUCCUGUCUUGAUACUAUGUAACUUGUAAAGGGAGAAAGAUUUUUAAUAAUUGAAUGUAUUUUCAGACAUUGCAAAGAUGAAAGAGAAGUGUGGGGGACGAACGUUAGAUGGCAGCAAAAUCACAAUAACGCCAGCCUCUCCUUACACCAGUGUAAUAGUGAGUGGUUUAUCCCUCGAUGCUUCUCAUGAUUUCGUGAAGUUGUAUUUCGAGAGUCCUCGCAGUGGAGGCGGUCCAGUGGAUACAGUUCAUUUUACAGAAAAAAGAGGUCAAGCUGUUGUUGUUUUCAACAACGCAAAAGGUAAUUUAUAUUAAAAAAAUAUUAAUGAUUAUAACGAUAACACUUUUCUAAAAUCAGCUCCUCAUCGCCCACGCUAAGUUGCUGUGCCAACGUUUAAAAGAGAGAUAUCGGCUUUCAUGAUUUGUCAGGCCAUUUGUCAUGAUCACUUUCAGAGAAACGACACGCAACGAUGAAAUAGGUUUACCUAGGAAUUUUUGAACUCUUCAAUUCACUUCGUCGCUUGAAACAUUUAAAAAUGAAAAUAGCGUUGACAUGAGAUGAUACUUAAUCAGGGUUGCCAGGGGCAGGCUAGAAUACUGCUUAGUACUUAUAAGCUGAACCUUUAACUUACAGACAUGGAACGGGUGUUAGCGAGACAGAUAGAACGACCACAUGUUUUGGAUGGACAGGAUCUCAUAGUAACAGUAUUCCAUGGGCUAUUUCCAAAUCUUGACCAGGAAGAUAUAGUGGGACACGUGGAUUCUUCGCCUCCUCGUGACAGAUCUGAACAAUAUAUAGCAACCAAACAACCAAUUCAGACAGCCAAGCAAACGUUAUGUUUAGCUGUUGACCCUGAUGUAAUGGAGUUUAUCCAUAACUCAUUACACUUUAACGAUUUACAAGAUUUACUUGAAAAGAGACGAUGUGAUCUAGAUUGGAAAGCUGGUGGCAAGCAUGCUCUUAUUCAGUGCAAUGGAGACCCUGAGGGCAAUUGUUGUCCUUCCCUAUGCGUUGACGAAGUGCAGGCGUUUUUCGAAAAGUUUGUACAGUGGCAUGUUCCAAUAGAAGAAGAAAUAUGGAACAGUCUAGACUCGGGUUCCUUGGCAAAUGUUUGCGAUUUUAUAGGGGAUGACCCUCCACUUGUUAAAAUUUCUGAGGGAGACUCUGGUUUCUAUCUGAGGAUGGUUUCUCUCAGAUCAGAUAAAGAGUCCCAUGAAGAAAUAUUUCAAGAAGCACUAUCCCACAUCUACCAGCUAGAGAGAAAACAAAACUAUCGGACGGAAAAUAUACCAAAUGUCCCGAAAGAAAGAAUUCAGCUGCUGAAAAAAACUAACUUCGAAGACAAGCUCGAAGAAGAAUUCGAAGAGUUGAUAGUGAGGAUUGACGACGAAAGCGACGAAAUACUAUUUAAAGGGCCGACGGACGAGGUAACAGAUGCCAUAACAAGAUAUUGUAUGCUUGACGCUGAGGUAACUGACAAGAAAUUACAGUUUCCUCCUUAUAUCUUGCAAGUGCUUAACAAUGAUACAGCAUUGCAGGCAAUCAAAGACGAAAUGGUAGAAAAUGAGGCAGACGCUGUGUUUGUCCUCGAGGAGGACGAGUCAACUUCGCGCGUCGUCGCCGCAAAGGUAACUGGAAUUUCAUCGGAACAAGCGGAGAAGGCGUACAAUCUUAUUAAGAGAUUUACAGCAGAAGCCGUUCUUAAAAUCGAAGAUCAAGAUCUUGUAUUAACAACUACGCCUGAAUGGAACCAGGCCUGCGACGAGAUCGAAAAAGAUGGUACAGUUGCAAUUCGUAGAGAUGAAACUGGCAGAACGUGGCUCGGGGGUCUCUCAAGAGAUGUUGAGUUUUCCGUCAAAAAGUUGCAGUUGUUCAUCAAAAAGAGAGCCGUGAAAAUAUCAAGAAAGAACUUCUUAUGCCCCUCAAAGCAAAUCAAGAGAUAUUUAAGAGAGCAUUGCAAAAGCGAUUUCAUUGCCAUACAAACGAAAUAUGACAUCACGAUCCUUGACGGACAAGAUGGUGAUAAGUUUAUCAUUUCGGGGCGAGAUGACGGUUUGAAUCCCGCAAGCCAUAUGCUGGAUCGCCUUAUUGAAGGAUUCGUGACUAAAAAACUUGAACUAAGCCAAGCAGGCCUUGGAAAGUUCUUUUCCGAUGGCAAGGCGGACAAUCUUGUGGAAAAGAUCGAAAAGGACCUGAAAUGUGUAAUUUGUAUCGAAAAAACGAUGGCCAAAAUUAGAACAGAGAGUCUUGCAAGCAAGACAGCACUUUUUGAAUCAGAUUCUACAGAGAGCGAAGAUGACGAAGUGACAGAAGACAACUCUGCUUCGAGCUUGGUUAAACAGAGCAGUGCUUCAUUCUAUGUUACGACCCAGGGACACAGCAUCUCAUGGAGGGCUGGGGAUAUUGUCAAAGAGCAGGUAAUUUGAGUCUAACGUGACCAUGCAGUCAUACGCAAGAUCGCCAUGGACACUUUGUGUGAUCUUCUAUUUUGUUGCUCAGGGAAUACUCUACGUCCUGAAAGAUUCCGCCUUGAUGAAAUAGCUUCCACUUAAUUUCCGCCUCUUAAGAGAGUAAAACCAACAAGGGACAUCAUACACUACAACAGUGAUUAUCUUACACUUUUACUUUCGCACUCAUUUUUCAGGCCGAUAUAGUGGUGGCCUCCCAAGGAGCAUGCGCUAGGUCGAUCAGGCGUGCUGCCGGUCCAAGAAUGCGAUUAGUGACACCAAAUCCUGGAGAGAUUGAAGUUUCACCGGGAUUUCAAUUGCCUUGUACUCACGUGAUUCACACGUACUGUGCUGAGUGGAAUGGAGGAAACGGAGAAACGGUUGGUACAAUUUUCAGAGAAAAAAUUAAUGGCAGCUUAAGACGUUUAAGGACUGAUUUAAAUGAUUACGAAUUCCUGCUAUGAAAGGCACAAGGCAAAUUACUUAGGCUGACGAGGACUAUUCAGCAUAAGUUGGAGUACGAACAAUUCAUUUAUAAUUUGGUUUUAUCAGCAAAGUUGAUGAUGUAAAUUGGCCACCGUAAAGAGUUUCUGAAGCAGACGUUUCGAAAGCUAGUCCUGCAUCUAUUUGUUCACCCCCCUCCUCUUCCAGGGACGUAGCACCUCAGGAUCUUUGGAAAGUUUCCCUUAGAUUCAUUCUACUUAAAUCCAUUGCUGGGGUACAUAUGUUUGCCGAAACCACACGAACCAUUUCUGAUUAUAGCCCGGUAACGCAUGAACUUUUACGUCUCCCAGUCUUGCUUAUUAAGGAAACCACUUCUAUCAUGCUAAUUUUGGCUGUCUUAUUUUUUCCCAUCUAGGCAUUAGGAUCCAUUGUUCGAAAAUCACUACGAAAAUCCGAUGAGCUCAGUGCAAACUCCAUUGCUUUCCCUGUGAUUGGAACUGGAAAUUUACUAUUCCCCAAACGCAAAGCUUCCAGGAUUAUGUUGGACGAAGUGGUCAGUUUCUGUGACAACAACCCACAUUCUUCUGUAAAGGACGUUCGCUUCGUUAUCUUUGACCAGGAUCAAAAUCUCAUUACCGCCUUCCAACAGGAGAUGAGCAGUUUGCAAUUACGCCGUGGAAGUGUUGCUAAGUCAGGAAAUACUGUUGAGGCUCAAACAUGGUGGAAGAAGAUUGAGGUCGUUGAGGGUAAUCUUACAGAACAGAGAGUGGAUGCCAUUGUUAACAUCAUUGGAAAAGACAUGGACUUGUCCAGAGCUGGGGCACUUAGUAAAGCAGUAGCAAGAGCUGCUGGAGGGCGCGUGGUACGAGAGUGCAUGGAUCUUGGACCCCAACCAGGUGGAUCGGUUGUGAUGACUAGUGGCGGGAACUUGCCAGUAAGUAAUAUUAUCCACUUGGUACCACGGUCUUCAGAUAAACAGCAUCUGCAAGCCUGCCUUGAAAAGUGUCUCCACCUUGCUCAUUCGAAAGGUCUUCAUUCCAUAGCCAUUCCUGCCAUUGGAACAGGAGCAUAUCACAUGACUGCUUCAGAUUCAGCACUUCUGACCUUUCAAGCUUUGGGAAACGUAGGUGUAGUUUGCUCAAGUUUUUCCCGAAUUAAAAUUGUGAUUUUUGUAAAAGACAUGUUGAAGACCUUUGUUAAAGAGCACAAACGGGUUGUUGAUUCAGCUGAGCAGUCUAGCUUGCCAGCAACGACAACAGCAACAAAAAAAUCAAACCCACUGAGAAGUGUUUCAGCGAAGAAGAAAUCACCUCAACCAGUGUCGUGUACCAGUACUUCAACCUUUCAUAUCUCAGUGACUGCUGCAGAUUAUGAGACUGUGAAAACAGCUUUAGCAGCUUUAAAGGAAGGUUUCUCUGAAGGUUGCACAACACAAGUCAUUCACUAUGAAUCUGUAAGUCAGCUGUCCGAUAGGCAGGUUCAUCGUCUGCUACAAAGCUGCAGAAAACGAGACAUUGAGCUGAAAAUAGAACCUGGAAAUCGAGUUGAAGUUCGUGGAGAAGCCAAUAAUGUUGCUGCAAUUGUCGGUGAAAUCUGGGUCGAGCUAAAUGAAAGAUGCAAAAAAAUGAGAACCCACGAGUACGCAAAAUUGUUGGCUGGUCACGUGGAAUGGAGAUACGUCUUACAUGGUAAAACGAGACGUUUUAGUUCGACUAAAAACGCAAAGAUCGAGGAAGCAUUUAGAAAAAAGUCUCCAAAUGUGACUGUUGGACUUCGUGGAGAUCAGUUUCAACUGCAUUUUAGGGACAGCACAGGAAAAGGCAGCUUAUCAGGAGAGAAGAUAAAAAUCAGCCGCAAGGUUGUGGGGACAAGCGAAGGUAAGUGUUGGAACAUUUCCUCAGCCGAUGACGUCUUUUGCAAAAUAUUUGAACUAUUUAUAUGCAGAUGAGCAAAAAAGGUUAUAGCCAUUUUUGCCACUUCCUUUUCGAAAGUUUCAUUUUGUAGAUUAUAACUGAUUAUUUCUGUCUUCUAAAAACCAGUUUUUGCAGCUCUGGUUGAAACAAAUUCUUCUGGAAACUACAUGUAAUUUUUGAAACUUGUUUGUGCAAGAAACAGAAUAUUAAAAAAAUAUAUAUUCCCACACAGAAAAAAAGUUAUCGUCUAAAUUUUCUAACCUGGUUAGUUUUACAAAGGAAAGUCAUACGUCAAAUGAUUCGAUUGUGGAUAGACCCGAAUAUGAAGAAAAAUAGACCGACGACUUGCUUGCAUACUUCAGUUUGUCAGAUUGGAGGUUUCAAAUUUUGGACCCUUAAUUUAAUUUGAAAGAUGUUUCUCUUUUACGGGAAUUGAUUCCUUGAGGAUUGACGACAAUUCGCAAAAUUCGCAAAAAUUAGAGAGGCACAAAUUUUCAUGAAACACGGUAUGCGAGUAUUGUAUAUAAUUCAAUGGCAAGUGAGUCCAAAUUAUUUAGGUAUACAUAGAUGUACCCUAAAUUCAAAAUUUAAUAAUGGAAAUUUUAUCAUCUUGGUAUAUUUGUCUAUUUAAGCUGGAGGAAUAUCACUGCCAAAUCACUGGGAGGCUAUGCCAAAGGAGGCAAACGGGAAUGAGAUCACCGUUCAUACAGUAAAACUUCAAUCUCAGUCUUCCGAGUUUCAGAGUGUUGUGCAGAUGUUUACAAAGACUAUGAACUCAGUAACCGUUAAGAGAGUGGAGCGCAUUCAAAAUCCCCUGCUUUACCAGGCGUAUCAGCUGAGGAAACAGAAAAUGGACAAAGACAAUGGAGGCAACAAUGAGCUUCAACUGUUUCAUGGAACGGCCUAUAAUAACGUGAAGAAAAUCAAUUCUCAAGGGUUUAACAGGAACUUCUCAGGGCUGGCGCAUGGUAAGAGUAUAUACAUAGUUUAACAGCUAGUAUAUACCUCCCCCUUUUUGUUUAGGUAGCCUGGAGAAAACAGUUCCAGACAAACGCCAAACGUUCGAGAUGUAACAGUUAGGCUACCCCAGUAUAUAGUCUCUAACCCCUUUGCUAAGCGUACCUUUCACUUUGCAAAUAUUAACGAGGUCUUACUCUCUGGGUUUGGAAAUUGGAGAAAAAUUCCGUCGAAAUCAUAUUCGUAAAAUUAUCCGGGAAACUUGCUGCAUUAUUCUUAAUGUACUCGAACCGCUCCCACGCCCCUUCUAUCUUUUCUAGGGGAAACAGAAUCGUACUCUCUCGUUACGAUCAGUACAUCUAUUCUUGCUUGCAGGAACUCGCCUAGGUAAGGGUGUUUAUUUUGCCAGAGAUGCUUCUUUCUCCCUGCGGUUCACCCCCCCGAGAACUGAUCACAGUCGAUACAUGUACCUUGCGCGUGUCCUGGUUGGAAGGUAUUGUCAAGGAAAUCCACAGUUAGUUGUGCCUCCCUCAAGGGAUCCGUUACGGCCCGAAAUUUUGUACGAUUCUGUUGUAGACAACACACGAAAUCCAGGAUCUUUCGUUGUCUUCGCUGACAGCCAGUGUUACCCCGAAUACCUCAUUAAGUUCUGAUUCAGACUUACUAGCUACUGUAAAUACAAAUACUGGACAACACCGAACACGUUUUCACUUGCUAUCUUGAGAAGAAGACCCAGUUUUCAGGCUCAGCUUUGCAGGUCAGGUUAAGCUUUACGUGACAAUCAAAUGACAUGCGGUGUUACCAAUCGAUAAAAUGUACAGGAUGAGUUUAAAUUAUUAAUAGUAAAUAAAUGGUUCAGUGAGUGAAAUCGACUGGUUUCUGCUGCACUUCAAUUCUCAGUCUACUCCUAACAGGAAAACCGCUCUUUCAUGAGUGAAUUUCUCCCCUGCAGGUUGUGGUGAAUAUGACGAAAAGCAAAUUGAGGCAAAAUUCAUCGUCACCGAUCUUAGAGUGUUAGAUAGUUGCGCAAUUUUUUUCGUAUGAAAAGUUAACUAAACGAUAGCAGUCGAUUAGGACUAACUGGGGGUUUACUGUUUUAUAGUAGAUCAAUGAAUUUCAUUCGAUAUCGGGUUGUUGAUAAUUUUCGACAAUCUAUUUGUUAUUACAUAAUUGCUGAAUUGCUAAUAUAUAAAAGAUGGUUGUCAAGGUUCCAUGUGUGUGAGCUGAAUCUUCCGAAAGAAGCUGCGAAGUGUUUUCUGGUUUGAUCGACGCUUCCGUGAUUAGUGCUUUUAGAUAGAAAAAUAUAGUUAGCGUUCCAGCUCAGAAUAAGAUCCUUGUGAUUAGGACGUUUUUUUUUUGGUAGGAGAUAAGUCUAGAACAAAAUUCACGAUAAUUAACGAGACUCGCGCACGCUUUUUUUAGAACUUAAAUUGGUUGUGAACACUUAGAAUAUUUAGUUACAG